Molecule: messenger RNA, 1611 nt
Organism: Diaporthe citri
Lineage: Eukaryota; Fungi; Ascomycota; Sordariomycetes; Diaporthales; Diaporthaceae
Exons: 3
Coding region: 1-1611 (536 amino acids)
Source: RefSeq, a predicted model, not a curated record
AUGUGGUAUCUUUGGCUUCUAUCACCGGUCCUAUUCCUGGCGACAACCGCUGCACAGCUCAAUAGCACCUACGGACCGGUGCCAGACCUCGAAAGUCCACCUAACGUAACGCAGACGUAUAUCAUUCGCCGAUGUGCUCCAGCUAUGGUUAUGGCCGCAGGUGCUGUGGUCUUCAGGGUUCCUGUGACCGGCCCCUCCUCUGGUGGGGAAUACACCAUCUUCCGCAACACUGGUCCAGCGUCUGGCAAUCUAGUUGUCCUGCCACACCUCCAUAAAACGCAUUACGAAACGUUCUUCAACUUCAAGGGUCGCGUGAAUGUCUGGGCUCAACGCUCAAAUCGUGAGCAGGAGGCCCGGGUUCUGACCACCGGCGACUUCGGUUCUUGGCCGCCCUUCACCAAUCACACUUUCCAAUUGGUUGACCCGGACUCGGAACUUCAUGCUGUGGUUGCGCCGGGAGGCUUUGAGCGUCUCAUUUCUGCCAUCGCAGUUCUCUAUCAUACAACAACCAAUGGGCCUUUCGAUCCUGCAGUCAUUCCACCAACCAAUGGCACAGGUGAUGAAAUCGAUCCGGAGGAGAUCGCCAUGUUUGAGUGGCUAGAUGUCUGGGCACAGCCAGGCUUCACUCCUCGCCGGGAUAUCCUCAAUGGUACCGCUCCCCAGGGUCGCCCUUGGCAUAACGGAUUCAACAAUAUCGGAAAUGACAGUGAUACCAAUUACUGGAUUGCCAACGAUUGUGGGCCAAAGCACCUCAACAGGGACAUCGCGAGCUUCUACCAUGUUGUGAAACCACUGGUGACUCCACAAUCCACUGGACCAGAAUACAAUUUGACCGAGUCGACGAUCACUAUCAACGGUCCGCCUUCAGACAUGGAUAAUCUGCCUACCUUUUCCCUUCCACACGGCAAUUCCUUCGAGGUCUUGGAAGGCAGGCUCAACUUCAUGGUUGAAGGGUUUGAAAAGGCGAAGCUCUAUUGGGGAGAUUUGAUCUAUAUCCCGAGAAACACCAAAUUCUCCUACUACACCGAGGCAAGAUGGGCGAAAUUUCUGAAUUUCUGCACAGAUCUGACUGCCUAUGGAAAAGCCCGGCGAAGAGCAGUGCACCCAGAGACAUCGGUGGUGCGCUCCUUGAGGCUCUCCGAUCUGUUUUCAAGCUCUCUGCGGAAUAACCUCGGCGCCUGGUCCUCGGCGGUUACGAUCGCGGCGCAUUGCAACACCAAAGUCCAGUGGGAGAACUUCUCGAACCCCGCCGUUACGACGGGACACUUCCACUGGCCACUGCUGGCCAACGUCGAGGUGACUGUUCAGAUGAUCAAGGCGUACGGUGGAGCGCAGUGGUGCCAGAACGGUCAUCUAAGAUUGAUUGGCAGCAAGGAGGGGCUGGCCAAGAUUCAGUCGGACGGUGCUGUUGAGAUCCACGCGGAGCUGUUUGAGGAAGAGGAGACGCUGCGAUAUACAUGUGAAGACUAUGCGGCCGGGGCCGCGCCGGAGUACAAGAAGCAGGAGGAUGACCAGAAUGCGGGCGCAAAGAUUGAUGUUCCAACUUUGGUCAUGUUCUCCCAGAAGAAUCUAGAUGCAAAGAUGGAUGUGGCGGAGGUCUGGAAAGACUGA